Colletotrichum phormii is the source of this 2924-nucleotide messenger RNA. RefSeq names its product P-loop containing nucleoside triphosphate hydrolase protein. NCBI's taxonomy places the organism in Eukaryota, Fungi, Ascomycota, Sordariomycetes, Glomerellales, Glomerellaceae. The transcript is spliced from 6 exons. Gene Ontology annotation, biological process: transmembrane transport. Bases 1 to 2757 code for a protein of 918 amino acids. Gene Ontology annotation, molecular function: ATP binding; ATP hydrolysis activity; ABC-type transporter activity. Gene Ontology annotation, cellular component: membrane. The record is from RefSeq and is a predicted model, not a curated record.
AUGCGGUCUGAUAGCGACACGGAUAGUGGCACUCUGCCACCUCCAUCGACCAACGAGAAGAAGGCUCUUCCGCCGAGCUCUGGGUCUUAUUCAGCUGGCACGACCACCGAGAAAGAAUGGACGAAGCAUGAAGAUGCUGCUGAUCAGGAAACUCGAAUGAACGACGAGGUUCUGCAGCUCGCCCGCAGAUACACGACGCAAUCGAACGCCGCCCCUGGUUCUCUCUUCCCAGUCCCCGCCGAAGGCCCUUUGAACCCCAGCAGCCCCGACUUCAACGCAAGAAAGUGGGCAAAGGCGUUCUACAACAUCCGUACCGAUACCUCGGAGGGCAACCCACCAAAGACAACGGGAAUCGCCUUCAAGAACCUCAAUGUCUUUGGCUAUGGCACAUCCACCGACUACCAGAAGAGCGUUGGCAACGUCUUCCUCGAGGCGGCGAGCUUGGUGAAGAAGCUCACGGGUGCAAAAGAGCAACGCAUUGAUAUCCUCCACGACCUCGAGGGCGUCGUCCACAGCGGCGAGAUGCUUGCCGUUCUCGGCCCCCGCCCGGGUCCGGUUGGCAUCCAGCCCAAGGAUAUGCGCACUGCUUUCAGGGGCGAGGCCAUUUACACCGCCGAGGUCGACGAGCAUUUUGCCCAUUUGACUGUUGGAGACACCUUGUACUUUGCAGCCCGUGCCAGAUGCCCGAAGAACAUCCCCGAGGGCAUAUCCAGACGGGAGUACGUCGAGCACCUCCGCGAUGUGACUAUGGCCAUGUUUGGCAUCCACCAUACGAAGAACACCCGGGUUGGAGACGACUUCGUUCGUGGAGUCUCAGGAGGAGAGAGGAAGCGAGUCACCAUCGCGGAGGCUGCUUUGAGUUAUUCGCCGCUGCAGUGCUGGGAUAACAGCACGAGAGGUCUUGACAGCGCCAACGCCCUCGAGUUCUGCCGCACUUUGAGAACGCAAGCUGAUACUAUGGGCUGCACGUCGUGCGUUGCCAUCUAUCAAGCUUCCCAAGAUGCCUACGAUGUCUUUGACAAGGUCGUCGUCCUAUAUGAAGGCCGCCAAAUUUACUUCGGCAAGACAACCGAAGCCCAAGCCUACUUCGAGGGCUUAGGCUUCAUCUGCCCAGAGCAACAAACAACAGCCGACUUCCUCACCUCAAUGACCAGCCACCAGGAGCGCGUCAUCCGCCCCGGCUGGGAGGGCAAGACGCCGCGCAGCCCCGACGACUUUGCCCGCGCCUGGAAAGCAAGCCAGCACCGCGCCCGCCUCCUCGAAGACGUCGAAGACUACCUCCAGCGUCACCCCUUUGGUGGCGAGCACUACCAAAACGAGGAUGACUCUGAGGGUGUUGCGGGCAUGGAGAAGCAGACUUCGGUCUUCCACUGGAAGGAUGUCUGCUACGAUAUCAAGAUCAAGGGCGAGCCUCGACGGAUUCUGGACCACGUAGACGGCCGGGUUAAGCCUGGAACUCUGACUGCACUUAUGGGCGUUUCUGGAGCUGGCAAGACCACCUUGCUCGAUGUCCUCGCGACCCGCGUAACAGUGGGCGUCAUCUCCGGCGACAUGCUAGUCAACGGCCAACCCCGUGACGACUCCUUCCAGCGAAAAACGGGCUACGUCCAACAACAAGAUCUCCACCUCCAUACCUCCACCGUCCGCGAAGCCCUCAACUUCAGCGCCCUCCUCCGCCAGCCAGCCAACUACACCCGCAAGGAAAAGCUCGAGUACGUCGACACCGUCAUCGGCCUCCUCGGUAUGGAAGAAUACUCCGACGCUGUCAUCGGCGUGCCCGGCGAAGGCCUCAACGUCGAGCAGAGGAAGCGUCUCACCAUUGACGUCGAAUUUGCCGCUCGCCCGCAGCUCCUCUUACUCCUCGACGAGCCUACUUCCGGUCUCGAUAGCCAGACCUCGUGGUCGAUUUGCAACCUCAUGGAGAAGCUUACCAAGAGCGGCCAGGCUAUCUUGUGCACCAUCCAUCAGCCCUCGGCGAUGCUGUUCCAGCGUUUCGACAGGCUGAUUCUGCUCGCCCGUGGUGGCCGUACCGUUUACUUUAGAGAGAUUGGCAAGAAUUCGCAGACGUUGGUUGAUUACUUUGUCCGCAACGGUGGGCUGGAGUGCCCGCCUGGCGCGAAUCCCGCAGAGUACAUGCUCGAGGUCAUCGGUGCCGCGCCCGGUGCUCAUACCGACAUUGACUGGCCCGCCGUCUGGCGUCAAACACCCGAGUACCAGUCUGUUCAGUAUGAGCUGACCAGAUUGUGCUCGGGUGGUCCUGCGCGACCUGCCCUGGCUGAUGGUCAAGACCAGUCUACUUACAAGGAGUUUGCCGCCGGCUUUAGUACGCAAAUUCUUGCCGGGCCAAACGACCUUCCAGGUUUUUGGAUCUUCAUGUACCGCGUCAACCCCUUCACCUACGUGGUGGAAGGCUUCCUGGGCACAUCGCUUGCCAACGCCGCGGUGCACUGCGCCUCCAACGAGUUCGUCUCUUUUGCGGCGCCGAGCGGGCAGACGUGCGGCCAGUACAUGUCCGACUACAUCUCCGCUGCCGGCGGCUACCUCUCAAACCCGGAUGCCGUCAACGGGGCCGAGGAGUGCCAGUACUGCGCCGUGUCAGAUACCAACACGUUUUUGAAGGGGAUCAAUGUCGACUUUGACCACCGAUGGAGGAACUUUGGGCUGAUGUGGGCGUACUGCAUCUUCAACAUUGUCGUGGCUGCGCUCGUGUACUGGCUGGUGCGCAUGCCUAAGAACAAGAAGGUCAAGAAGGAGUAGUUGUGGCGUGACUAGUGUUUCUUUUGUGGUAGAAACUGGACGGAAUGUACAUUUCCAAGUUAUUAGAGAGGAGGAACAUUGUUAGAUCCAGGGUUGGCGCUAGAGGUUUUCUUGCUGCGCUUUGCAGGGCAUUUCAGAUCGCUACAGACUUAAUCGCAAUAUUUAAU